Molecule: messenger RNA, 1390 nt
Organism: Effrenium voratum
Lineage: Eukaryota; Dinophyceae; Suessiales; Symbiodiniaceae
Source: the annotation of a GenBank genome assembly
GAGUGGUUCGGACUGCCCCUCGGAGCACAAAGCCUCGAGUCGCAAUGUGCGCACAUGGAGCCUGAGGAGCCUGAAGCCAAGCGGCCACGUAGCAGGAGCCGCGAGGUCGCUGCAGAUGUUCCAGCAACCGCAAACGGCUCGAACGAUCAGGCGGACAAGCCUCCGGGCCCUGAUUGCAGCGAUGAGGAGUUCCAAGACUUUGUGGCCCGCAGCUUGCGCUCCACGGAGCAUUUGCCAGCAGAGGCGACGCAGCCUGACUUUCAGGGCUACAAGUUCACUGGAAGCGUCAGGCCUGGUAGUGUGUCCCCGCAGAUGUCGCCCCCGGAGGGCUGCUGCCUUCCAGACUAUGCGCUGCAUCCCAAGGGACUGCCCAGGUCUGAAUUCUUGCGCAGCAGGACAAAGACGAUUCCUGUGCUCGAGGGCGAGGACCUGGCAAAGAUGCGGCAGGUUUGUUCCUUGGGCCGAGACGUGCUGGACCUUGCGGCGCGCUUCCUUCGGCCCGGAGUCACUGGAGAUGAGAUCGACCGCGUUGUGUACGCGGCGUGCUGUGAUAGACGCUUGUUCCCGAGCCCGUUGAACUACAUGGGCUUUCCCAAGUCCGUUUGUGUCUCCGUGAACGAGGUGAUUUGUCACGGCAUUCCUGACAGCCGCCCGCUGGAGGAAGGAGAUAUAGUGAACUUAGAUGUCAGUGUAUGUUUUCAGGGCUUCCACGCCGACCUCAAUGAGACCUUCUUUGUGGGUCAAUGUGAUGAAGAGUCACAUCACUUGGUCAAGACGACCUACAACGCGUUGAAGGCAGCGAGUGAACUGAUCCGUCCUGGCACGAUGUACCGUCAGCUUGGCGCAGCCAUCGAGAAGGAGGCAUCAUCACAUGGCUGCUCGGUUGUCACUGCCUUCUGCGGCCACGGCGUGGGUCGGCUCUUCCACGGUCCCCCAGAUAUUCCUCACUUCAAGAAGAACAAGGCCGUGGGUGUCAUGAAGCCGGGCCAUGUCUUUACAGUUGAGCCGAUGCUGAACCUCGGAGUCAGCAAAGAGAGGCUUUGGCCUGACGGCUGGACGGCUGUGACGAAAGACGGCAAGCGCUCUGCGCAGUUCGAGCACAGCUUCCUGGUGACAGAGGACGGCUUCGAGGUCCUUUCUGCGCGCAGGGGCUUUGACAGGACAUCCAUGCCCGAGUACACUGCGGACUUCUUUCAACGCUGAGGCGGCCAAGGUAUGCAAUGCGUCGUCUUGAUAGACGACAAUACCUUUGGCCUGAGCCCGGAGAAAAAGCAACUCGCGAGCUUAUGUUUCACAAGUAGGCCGAAAGUUUGUUCAGGUGGGAAAAAAAUGAGCGCUCCGCAGGGACACCUUGAAAGAUGAGCAAUGGUUUGUGCUUCUUCAAUAGAGC